UUCUUUUUCUUCCUUCCUUCCUUUCUUUCUUCCUGCCUGCCUUCCUUCCUUCCUCUCUUUCUUUCUUUCUUUCUUUCUUUCUUUCUUUCUUCCUUUCUUUCUUUCUUUCUUUCUUAAUUUCCUUCCUUCCUUCCUCCCUUCCCUUUCCUUCUCUUCCCUUCCCUUCCUUUCCCUUCCCUUCUUUCUUUCUUUCUUUUUUUAUUGUUAUUUAUUUCAUGUAUGUGGGUACACUGUAGCUGUCUUCAGACACACAGAAGAGGGCAUUGGAUCCCAUUACAGAUGGUUGUGAGCCACCAUGUGGUUGCUGGGAAUUGAACUCAGGACCUCUGGAAGAGCAGUCGGGUGCUCUUAACCACUGAGCCAUCUCUCCAGCCCAAGACAGAGUUUCUUAGAGCCUGACAUUUGGCUAGAUUGGCUGCCCAUCAGUCUCUGGGGAUUCUCCUACCUCUACCUCCCCAGCGCUGGGGUUACAGGUACGUGCUGCUGCACCUGACUUAUUUACAUAGGUGCUAGGGAUCAAACCUAAGGUUUUGGUCAUGUGUGACAAGUGCUUUACUGACUUGUCCUCCACAGCUCCUCCGUUUUGAAAUGUAUUCUUUGACAUGUCGUUUUACACAUCUAUAGAAUACAUUUUCAUCAUAUCCAACCCCAUACCCACUCUUCUCCCUCCCCAAUUCCUGCUGCUGAUUCUCUCCCUUCCUAACAAUUCUCCCUCCUAGUUUCAUGGUUUUUGUUUUCCUUUGUUUUUUGUGUUGCUUACAUGAACUUCAAUUAGGGGUUAUUUACUGCAGCUUGGGUAACUCACCAGUGGUUACAUUACUGAAGACAGUGACCUUCCCUUUCUGAGCAGCCAUUAACUGCCUCCAAUAGCUCCUGAGGGUGGGGCCUCAUGGGUCCCCUCCUUAUUCUUUUUUUUUUUUUGGUUCUUUUUUUCGGAGCUGGGGACCGAACCCAGGGCCUUGCCCCUCCUUAUUCUUGAUGGAAUGUUGGUAGGUCCCAUCUUGUGGAGGUGGCCACAGCUGCUGUGAUGUCAUAAGUACAAGGUUAGAUCAUUUCCAGAAACACACACUUCUUCAGUUCCUAAUGAUUUCUCUUCCGUCUUUUUGAUGUCCCCUGAGCUUUGGAGAGGGUGACACAGUGGCUGAGCAUAUUCAACAGUCACUUUUUCUUGAGCAUUGGCCAAGUGUGGGCCUGUGUAUAAGUGAGGCCCACUGCAAAGCCUGAGAGCCACGAUUUUUGAUAGAUUUAACUAUAAUAAAAUGUCUGUUUAGCAAAAUGACAGAAGUAGAUUUUCCCACAACUUCCCUAGUCAUGUUUCCUCCUCACUCCCCAGGGGAGGGACUCUUAGAUUUUUGACCAGGUUUAUAAUUAGUAUCAAGUUUUUUAUUUUUUUAAUUUUCUUAGAGAGGAUCUCAUAUAGCGCAGGCUGGUCUUGAACUCUUCAAGUUCUGAAGAUGGCCUGAGUUUCUGAUCAUCUUACCUCUUUCUCUCAGGUGUGGAGUGCAGGAGUUUGCCACUAUGCCUGGAUUCAUGUGAUGUUGAGGAUCGAACCCACAGCCUUUAUGAGUUGGGCAAGCACUGCCUACUCAGCUAUAUUUCUAGCCCUAGCUACCAGCUACCCAUUUCUUUAAAAAAUUUUCUCAAGUUAUUCGACUUUUGCUCUUUGUUCUUAUGGCUGUGACAGUGUUUUGUGAACUAUUUUGAAUGUCAUUCUUAUUUGGCCCAAUCAAGUUUGGCCUUAUAUCUGUGUUCUCUAAGUGAAUCAAGGUGGGAUUCACAUGACUUUCUAUAUGCAGCUAUGUACAAAAGCUAUGUUUUCAUCUUUGAUAACCCUUCUCACGACCUCCCCCCCCCCCCCAGGGUCUCCUUAUGAUGAACUCACUAUGUAGACCAGAGCUCACUGAGGUCCACCUGCCUCUGCCUCCUGCACACAGUGAUUAAUGAUGUAUACCACAAUACCACGCAAUAAGUGGCUCCUUUAGAAUAUUUUUUUAAAAUCACGUAUUAUUUAUUUAGUUAGUUUGUGCAUACACAAGUGUAUAUGUGUGCCUGCUAGUGUAGGUUGGAAGACAGCUUGUGGAUUUAGUUAUCUCUUUCUAUGAUGUAAAACUCAGGGUUCAAAGUUAUUUGUUGGGCUUAGCAGCAGGCACUUUUAUCUACUGAUUUACUCCCAGCCCUACAGCCCUCUCAAAACUGAGUUUUCCUGCAGCACCUUCCCCAAGGGUUCCCCUGUGUAACAGCUCUGGUUGCCUUGGACAUCACUCUGUAGACCAGACUGGCCUUGAACUUAUGUAGCGAUCUGCCUGCUUCUGUACCCUCAGUGCUGGGAUUAAAGGUGUGAGCCGUCACUGUCAGCCGGCAACUCCUUUUACUUCCCAAGUUUACAGAGCAGGUUUUGUCUCCCUGCAGUAUUUUCCUUAGAGAUGUCGAGGAUCGGUACGAAAGAGUAGCUUCUCUCUUCUCUGUUACGUUGGUAAGCAAAGUCUCCAUUUUCUUUCAGAUCUUACAGUCGGUGUCACUGGUUUCUUCAGUAUUUAUGUCUGUUGUUAAGCCAGAUAUAGGCAUAUUGGACAGGUUUAUAUAUCUAGCCUGAGGGAGGAUUAGGGAGGGAAGAGAGAGUAUAAAUUAAAGUAUAUGAAUGAAUCCAGAGGAAAGGAGAGCCUGGAUUAGAAUAAACUUGGCCAUAAAAUUAUAGUGACAUUUGUAAUCUAGGCAAAUUAUAUAAGUCUCCUUAGACUCCUCAGAUCUGGGUCACAUCUAUAUGAAGAAUAAAGGAAGCUGAUGAAUUCAAUUUCUGCCUGCUUGUGGGAUGCCAUUUAUUUAUGUCACUGAUCAUGCCUAGAGCCUUUCAGAAACAGCCCAAGUGAGACUCCUGUCUACUUCCUGCUGGGCUCAGGGUAAGAGAAAUAGACCCAUCUCUUAGCCAGAGGAUGGCCUGUCCAUAUGUGGGGACACCAGAGGACUUGUUUAACCUUUUUAAGCCCCAAGGCAUGAAAGUCUGAAAGGAAAGGAAGUGUUUUCAGUUGUUAUACUCAACAGGGGAGACAGCUAAUGUUUCAGAUCUGUACUUUGAAAUAAGGUAUGUUUAUACUGGCUAAAGUGUUUAGACAUUUGGAAAAGUAGGAACAAAAAAAUAUUUCUUCUUUGCUGCCAUUAUUUUCUAAUUUUAUUGAUUUAUUUCUGAGCCUGAAACUUACUGGAUAGCUCAAACUAGAAUUGGAGUAGCAGUUCACUUGCCUCAGCCUCCUGAGUGCCAGGACUACAGGCGCGAGUCAUGAUGGUCAGUAUUCUUUACAAUAUUGUUUUGCCUGUGGUGGGAUGCUCAGUAAUUUUAGCACUUGGGGCACCGAGGUAGGAGAAUUGCCAGUUUGAGCUCAGCCUGGGCUAUAUAAUGAGAAACUGCUUACAAAAAAGAGGGCUAUUUAUUUUUAUUAAUAAAAUUUCCCUGUCAUUUGUUUCUUAAGGUCAUUUGUUUGUUUUUGAGACAGGUUCUCUCUGUGUAGCUCUGGCUGUACUGAAACUUGCUCUGUAGACUGGGUGGGCCUCAAAUCAAGAGAUUCCAUGUUGCAGUAAAUCUCCAACCCCAAUAAGCCAGUGCAAAAACACACAACUCAGUUACAAUAUUUAUAAACUGCAUGCCUAGACUGGGCAGAUUUACCACUACACUAUUCUACUCCCCAACUAUGAGAUCUCUUGUUUCUUGUGGCUUCUUUGGGCCAUGUGGUUCUGCUCCAUCUUCCUUCCACCUCUUCUUCCUCUGUCUUCUUCCUCUCCCUCUCUUCCCCCACUCUCUAAAAUCUUCAGCCUCACCUUUCCCUUCCACUGUCUAAUUACAGGAUCUAGCCUUUAUUUGACCAAUUAAAAUAGGCAGAAGGUUCACAUGAAUCACCUGAGUAUGUGAUCCAUUCCUCUGCUGGGCAGCCCCUCUUGAGGAAGCAGAAUUAAUAUCAGAAUGCAAACAGCACCAGGGCAUUCUACAACAUUUCCUCCUUUUUGUCCAAUUAAAAGGCUCUUUUAGAUAUAAAUUGAGCACAACUAUCACAAUCAUGCAAACUAUAAAGUAAAGGUACACUUAACAACUUAGAUAAGAUAAGGUCAACUUAGAUAAAGUAUUCUACCAUCUAUCCUAACUUAAAAAGCUUACAAUUCUAUACUUGAAUUAUGUCCUGGUUUUAGUUUAUAUACUGUCUGAAAACCAUCCUCUCAAAUCUAUAUCAUCUCUCUCAAUCCUAAACAGCUUGAGUUGACUAUGAGACUACAACCAGUCUUCAGCCCCAUCAGAAGUCCGAGAAUGACUCAAAUAUUACAUAGGAAGCACAAAACAUAGCUUCCAAAACAACCAAUUUGUAGAGAUAGCUGACUACCUGGACAGUUUCUCAUCCCUCCAAACAUUGGAGCAUCAUCAGUCUUCAGCCUUUUGGUCCAGGAUCAUUUGAUAGACCUUUGUAAAGCAGGAUUAUGAAGGACUGCUUACCCCAUCUUGGCAGAGCUAUGUAUGGGUCGACUCAAAUAGAAAUGAUGAAAAAUAGUGUAUUGGCUGGUUUUGUGUGUCAACUUGACACAAGCUGGAGUUAUCACAGAGAAAGGAGCCUCAGUUGAGGAAAUGCCUCCAUUGAGACCCAGCUGUAAGGCAUUUUCUCAACUAGUGAUCAAGGGGGCAGGGCCCAUUGUGGAUAGUGCCGUCCUUGGGCUGGUGGUCUUGGGCUCUAUAAAAGACCAAGCUGAGGGUUGGGGAUUUAGCUCAGUGGUAGAGCGCUUGCCUAGCAAGCACAAGGCCCUGGGUUCGGUCCUCAGCUCAAAAAAAAAAAAAAAAAAAAAAAAAAAAAAGACCAAGCUGAGCAAGCCAGUAAGAAACAUCCCUUCCAUGCCUCUGCAUCAGCUCCUGCUUCUGAUCUGCUUGAGUUCCAGUCCUGACUUUCUUUGGUGAUGAACAGCAAUGUGGAAGUGUAAGCUGAAUAAACCCUUUCCUCCCCAACUUGCUUCUUGAUCAUGAUGUUUGUGCAGGAAUAGAAAGCCUGAUUAAGACAAAUAUUUAAGAUGUAACAGUAAAGAUAUACUUUGCAUAGAUAUAGCCUUCAAAAGCAUCGGAAGUCCACCAAAUACGACAUUUUAAGACCAUCUCAUUAUUAUGGAUCAUUUGACUAGAGACAUGUCUGCUUCUUACAGCACUUCCUUCGUGGUUCAAAGAAGAAGUUGAGCAAAAAUGGAGUUGCUCCAGUUGUGGCGAGAUACCUACUAGGAAGAAUUGCCUCAGUUCAUCUAUAGACAAAAACACUGUCCAGGCAAAGGCCACACUAUACAGAAUAGUCUCUGCUGUGCUGACUGUAGCCUGGCUGGCCACCCAGCUUCUAGGACCCUAUUGUGGACAUGAGUCGGUAAUGCCCACUGAGGACUUCUGGGAGCCAUGUCAGACGAAUCCGCCUCAGGGAGCGAUCCAGACCUGGACCCGGACGUGGAGCUGGAGGAUGCGGAAGAGGAGGAGGAGGAGGAGGAGGUGGCAGUGGAGGAGCAUGACAGGGAUGACGAGGAAGGCCUGCUGGAUGACCCAUCCCUGGAAGGCAUGUGUGGCACUGAGCAUGCCCAGCUGGGGGAAGAUGGGCAGCGGCCGCCGCGGUGCACUUCAACUACCUCAUCUCAGUCUGAGCCUUCAGAGCAGCUUAGGCACCAAGGCAAGAUCUUAGCAUCUGAGGACCCCAAAAAGAAGCGAGCUCAGAAGCCCUCUCACAUGAGAAGAAACAUACGAAAGCUACUUCGGGAGGAUCAGUUGGAGCCCGUUACCAAAGCAGCACAGCAGGAAGAAUUGGAAAGAAGAAAGCGCCUGGAGCAGCAGAGGAAAGAAUAUGCAGCCCCUAUUCCUACUGUCCCUUUGGAGUUCCUACCUGAGGAAAUUGUCUUACGAGCUAGUGAUGGUCCCCAGCUCCCUCCUCGGGUCUUGGCCCAGGAAGUCAUUUGUUUGGACAGUAGCAGUGGCAGUGAGGAUGAAAAAAGCAGUCGAGACGAGGUCAUUGAACUGAGUUCUGGAGAGGAGGACACUCUGCACAUUGUGGACAGCAGUGAGUCUGUCAGUGAGGAGGACGAGGAAGAGGAGAAGGGUGGCACCCAUGUGAAUGACGCCUUAAACCAGCAUGACGCUCUUGGGCGGGUACUUGUCAACCUGAAUCACCCUCCAGAGGAGGAGAAUGUCUUCCUGGCCCCACAGUUGGCACGGGCUGUGAAACCUCAUCAGAUUGGUGGGAUCCGGUUCCUAUAUGAUAACCUAGUGGAGUCCUUAGAAAGGUUUAAGACCAGUAGUGGCUUUGGCUGUAUCCUGGCCCAUAGCAUGGGUCUGGGGAAAACUCUGCAAGUGAUCUCCUUCAUUGAUGUCCUUUUCCGCCACACGCCAGCCAAAACAGUCCUUGCGAUUGUACCGGUGAACACUCUUCAGAAUUGGUUGGCAGAGUUCAACAUGUGGCUCCCGGCUCCUGAAGCCCUCCCAGCCGACAGCAAGCCUGAAGAAAUCCAGCCUCGGUUCUUUAAAGUUCAUAUCUUGAAUGAUGAACACAAGACAGUGGCAUCCCGUGCUAAAGUGACGACUGAUUGGGUUUCAGAGGGUGGAGUGCUGCUGAUGGGGUAUGAGAUGUACAGACUGCUCACCCUGAAGAAGUCCUUAGCCACAGGCAGACCCAAGAAAACCAAGAAACGGUCUCACCCGGUCAUCAUUGAUCUGGAUGAAGAAGAUCGGCAGCAGGAGUUCCGGAGAGAGUUUGAGAAGGCCUUAUGUCGCCCUGGUCCUGAUGUGGUAAUCUGUGACGAGGGACACCGCAUCAAAAAUUGCCAAGCCAGCACCUCACAGGCUCUGAAGAACAUACGUUCUCGUCGGCGGGUAGUGCUGACCGGCUACCCUCUACAGAACAACCUCAUCGAGUACUGGUGCAUGGUGGACUUUGUGCGCCCAGAUUUCCUUGGUACUCGUCAGGAGUUCAGCAAUAUGUUUGAACGCCCUAUCCUAAACGGACAGUGUAUUGACAGCACACCUCAGGAUGUCCGCCUCAUGCGCUACCGGAGCCAUGUUUUGCACAGCCUCCUAGAGGGCUUUGUGCAGAGGAGAGGCCACACUGUGUUGAAGAUUCACCUCCCUGCCAAAGAAGAGAAUGUAAUCCUGGUGCGGCUUUCUCAGAUCCAGCGGGAUUUGUACACACAAUUCAUGGACCGUUUCCGGGAUUGUGGUAGCAGUGGCUGGUUGGGGCUGAAUCCUCUGAAGGCUUUCUGUGUAUGCUGCAAGAUCUGGAACCAUCCUGAUGUGCUAUAUGAAGCCCUUCAGAAGGAAAACCUAGCCAAUGAGCAGGACCUAGAUGUGGAAGAACUUGGCUCAGCAGGGACCAGUACCCGCUGUCCACCACAUGGCACAAAAGUCAAGGGAGAAGAUAGUGCCUUGCCUUCCUCAAUGGGAGAAGCAACCAAUAGCAAGUUCCUACAGGGAGUUGGCUUUAAUCCUUUCCAGGAACGGGGCAAUAACAUCGUUACAUAUGAAUGGGCCAAGGAUCUUCUGACUAAUUAUCAGACUGGAGUCCUGGAAAACUCUCCCAAGAUGGUACUUCUUUUCCACCUGAUUGAAGAGAGUGUGAAGCUUGGGGACAAGAUUCUUGUAUUUAGCCAGAGCCUUUCUACCCUGGCUCUCAUCGAGGAGUUCCUAGGGAAACGAGACAUGCCUUGUCCGCCUGGUGCCGAGGGGCAAGGAGCACAGAAGUGGGUUCGAAAUGUCAGCUACUUCCGGCUAGACGGUAGCACCCCUGCCUUUGAGAGGGAGCGGCUCAUUAAUCAGUUCAAUGAUCCCAGCAACCUCACCACCUGGCUGUUCCUUCUCUCUACAAGGGCCGGAUGCUUGGGUGUGAAUCUGAUUGGUGCCAAUCGAGUGGUGGUAUUUGAUGCUUCCUGGAACCCUUGCCAUGAUGCCCAGGCAGUAUGUCGGGUAUACCGUUAUGGCCAGAAAAAGCCCUGUUACAUCUAUCGACUCGUGGCUGAUUAUACUCUUGAAAAGAAGAUCUAUGACCGGCAGAUUUCCAAGCAGGGCAUGUCAGAUCGGGUCGUGGAUGAUCUAAAUCCAAUGCUGAACUUCACCCGGAAGGAAGUGGAAAACCUGCUGCAUUUUGUUGAGAAGGAGCCAGCUCCCCAAACAUCUUUGGAUAUAAAGGGGAUCAAGGAGUCAGUCUUGCAACUUGCCUGCCUGAAGUAUCCUCACCUCAUCACCAAGGAGCCUUUUGAGCACGAGUCACUGCUCCUCAACCGAAAAGAUCACAAGCUGACCAAAGCUGAGAAGAAAGCAGCAAAGAAAAGCUAUGAGGAGGACAAACGCACAUCAGUACCCUACACCCGCCCAUCGUAUGCGCAGUAUUAUCCUGCCAGCGACCAGAGCCUGACCAGCAUCCCUGCCUUCAGUCAGAGGAACUGGCAGCCAACACUGAAGGGUGAUGAUAAGCCUGUGGCCAGCGUUCGUCCUGUACAGUCCACCCCCAUCCCCAUGAUGCCCCGGCAUGUCCCACUCGGUGGCAGUGUAAGCUCUGCCUCUAACACAAAUCCAUCCAUGAACUUCCCCAUCAACUACUUGCAGCGGGCAGGAGUCCUUGUGCAGAAAGUGGUCACCACGACAGAUAUUGUUAUUCCUGGACUCAACAGCUCGACAGAUGUUCAGGCAAGGAUCAGUGCUGGUGAGAGCAUCCACAUCAUCCGGGGGACGAAAGGGACAUACAUCCGUACCAGUGAUGGACGAAUCUUUGCUGUCCGGGCAACUGGCAAACCAAAGGCCCCUGAAGAUGGUCGGAUGGCUGCCUCAGGUUCCCAGGGGCCUUCUCUUGCAUCCACGAGCAAUGGCAGACACAGUGCCUCAUCACCCAAAGCCCCUGACCCUGAGGGGCUGGCCAGGCCCGUCUCUCCUGACAGCCCAGAAAUCAUCAGUGAGCUCCAGCAGUAUGCAGAUGUGGCCGCUGCUCGGGAAUCCCAUCAGAACUCCCCAAGCAUCAGUGCUGCCCUGCCUGGCCCCCCGGCCCAACUUAUGGACAAUAGCACCAUUCCUGGGACAGCUCUUGGAACUGAGCCAUGCCUUGGGGGUCAUUGCCUCAAUAGUUCCCUCUUGGUGACUGGUCAGCCCAGUAGUGGCAGGCAUCCAGUGCUGGACUUAAGGGGCCAUAAGCGAAAGUUGGCCACUCCAUCUGUCUCCCAGGAAUCAGUCCGUCGACGGUCCAGGAAGGGCCAUCUGCCAGCCCCCGUGCAGCCCUAUGAACACGGGUAUCCAGUCUCUGGCGGGUUUUCAAUGCCACCUGUCUCCUUAAAUCAUAACCUCACCACCCCCUUCACCUCCCAGGCUGGGGAGAAUUCCCUGUUUAUGGGCAGUAAUCCCUCCUACUACCAGCUGUCCAAUUUGCUGGCAGAUGCCCGCCUGGUGUUUCCAGUGACUACUGACCCUCUGGUGCCAGCAGGCCCUGUCAGUUCCUCUUCCACGGCUACCUCAGUCACUGCCAGCAACCCCUCCUUCAUGCUCAACCCCUCUGUGCCAGGGAUACUACCCAGCUAUUCACUCCCAUUCUCACAGCCACUCCUGUCCGAGCCGAGGAUGUUUGCGCCUUUCCCUUCCCCUGUCUUGCCCAGCAACCUUUCGAGGGGCAUGUCUGUUUACCCAGGCUAUAUGUCCCCACAUGCAGGCUACCCAGCUGGUGGCCUCCUCCGGUCCCAGGUGCCUCCAUUUGACUCGCAUGAGGUUGCUGAGGUGGGGUUCAGCUCCAAUGAUGAUGAGGAUAAAGAUGACGAUGUGAUAGAGGUCACUGGGAAGUAGCUAGGAAGCCCCUGCCCACCUCACUUGGGGCCCCUAGAAGGUUGCCCACCAAACUGGAAGGCAAUGAACCUGGUCUUUCUGAAAAUAGGGUACUUGGCAGGAGAGAAGAAAAGACAAAGGAGAGUGGUUGGCCAUAAUGGUAGGCUCAAUUGCUGUUCACCAGAAGAAGAAAAAGAAAACAAAAACAAAAGACCCCAGAAACUCCACAGAGCUGAAAAAGUGGGAAAUCAGGGACCGCAAACAGGGAUGGAGUGUAUGGCAGCCUGCCUCUUCCUUCCUGCCUUUCCUAUGCUGUCUGCUUAUAUGCCCUCUAAGUGCAGAAGCGCAUACCCAUUCUGCCUUUGGGAACAUCUCUCCCAAGAAAGAGUAAAGAAGAUGAGGGUGGGCAUGGGAGGCAGACUAGGAUUCCACCAGAAGAGCGUCUCUUUAGGAGGUUGGCAGGAAGUGAGCCAGGCCCGUGUGUGUGUGUGUGUGUGUGUGUGUGUGUGUGUGUGUGUGUGUGUGUACGUGUACAUGUGAGUACGUAUGUGUACCCAUGCACGCAAGAGAGAACAUGUAUGUAGCAGAACAAGGGUGAAAGUGGGAGGGGAGGGAGGGGAAAAACUAAGAGGUAAACUAAAAAGAAAUGAAUUUAUCUUUUUUUGAAGUGUGAUCAGAGUGUGGUGGUUUAUGGCUACUAAGUUGAACAUCAAAAUGAGUCCAGGAGAAGAGCCAUGAAAGCCAGUUUCAUUCUGGCUAGGUGAAGAGAAGGCCGGGCUAACUUGAGUCCCUAGUCCCACAUUUGUUUUUUAACUUGGGGGAAAUCAUGAGAAAGUGAGUGUCUCCAAUUUCUUAUUCUCUCCACAGUGGCCAUCUCUGAGCAGAUGUCCCUUUCCACAUGGGCUCGAAGUGCACUGCAGUGAGGGUGAGGUUGUGUUGUGGCUGGAAAAGAUGUGCUUCACUAGGACAGAGGGAAGCCCCUUUGGCUGCCUGUGCUGGUGGCCUUUCCUCUUCUUUCCCUCCCCAUUAGAGAGCUCCAUGUUAAUUUAUUCUUAUGGGCAAUUAUUUAUUAUUGUCAUUUGGGGAAAAGGGUUGUGGGGAAGGGUUAUAAAGAAGAUAGCUAAUAGUAAAGCAAAUUCUAAAAUAUUCCAGACCCCCUGGCUGCUGGUAAAAAUAAGCAAAUAAAAAGGGUCCCAGGUAGAUGGUAAAUUAAUUGACCAGGGAAAGAGAGUUAGAAUUAACCAAAAGUUACAGCUAUGUUGUGGGAAAAUGGCCUCUCAGGGAAAUCAGGGAGCCGUGAGACUGGCUAGUUGGGGGUGGUGAGACUCAUUCCAUAGAAAUUGAAACUUGGGAUCAUGGACUUGGCUACUGGGAAAUAAGUCACCUCCACAUUUGGAACUAGUGUCCUCUGAUGAUUUUACAGGCCAGUUCUCUGCUGAAAAGUGAAACUGUGGACAGGUAGCUGCUGGGUUGAGGUAAUAGACUACUGCUUUUGAGUUGGAACUUGUCUUGGCCUCCCUAGCAUAACAGGUGAUCAGUAUAGGCCUGGUUUCUGGUCCCUCCAUCUUCUCUCAAGUAUCACAGGGAAGCCCUUCCUCUGAGGAGUCUUAUAUCUGGCUUUUGUUUUAAAAGAAUACGAACACAUGAGUCAUUUUGGUCUCCCUUUUUUGUACCAAAUACCACGGCAGGGGUGUCUAGUACUUAAACAUAAACACUGGCUGUUUUCUAUUAUUGGUGUGUACUGUGUCUUGUAACUCUCUGCCCCCCAAGUUUUUCCAUGCAGUUCUUUAUGAUGAAUAACUCCUGUCUGGGUUUACCACCUUCCCUUGGCUCCAAUCUGAGUGGGCAACUGCUAGAUCUGCCUCCUAGUCCAAGAAGUAUCUUAACCACUGCCUGUGACUCUUGACUAGCAAUUUCUCAUUGUUAGGGGAAAGAAGGGAGCUUAAAAGUAGACACUGGGAUUGUCCCAGAGAUAAGAGAUAGAUGGUUGAUGGGGUGUGUGUACUGUCCAGUAACACCAAAAGUGGACUUGAGCUUUCUGUCUGUUUUCAUGUGCACCCGGUCAGACACUUAACUCUUCUACUCAUAGAAGCCUUAGAUCUACAGUUUAGCUAUGCAAAUUAUUUUUAAUAAUUCAAAAAUAGCAGUUUCAACCAGUGCUUUCUCGGUCAUAUGUAGUCCAAGAAUUGAUAGCCAAGGCAUUUAAUUGGAGUGGGCUCUUAGGUCCAGGCUGGUGCAGUGGGAGUGAGCUAAUCCAGAUUUCUGUAGUUUGCAAAACACAUUUAAAACUUGGCUUACAUGGAUGCCUCUCAGACUUGGAACACUGAGCUCCCAGAGUUGUAUGUCUCUGUGUGUGUGCCCUGCUAACCAGGAAAAGGGGUGUCUCUGUGUUCACAAAUGGGAAAUUAGUAGAAAUAAUUUCAGUAGGGAACUGAAACCAGUUUUUAAGCUGCUAGGAAGUAAAUGGGAAUUUUGAGAGGUAGCACGUGGCUGCUGUAUACUCAGCCAUUCCAAGCUUGGAACUCACUUCAUCUUUGUAGAAGCCAUAACUCUAGACAGGUCUCCUGGAUGGAGAAGGUUUUGUGAGAACAUGCAGUUUCUGGUGUAUAAAGGUGGGGUGAGAUCAUAGGAGACUGAAUUGCUUAUUAGCUCCAUGGGCUUUGGCAACCCACCCCCCCAACCUCCAACAAACCUAAAUAUCCUACUUUUCAUGUGUUACUCGCGGGGAAAUGUGCAUGCACACCAAGCAUGAGCAUGUGACAAGGGAAGCAGGAACCUCACAAAUCUACUGUGCUUAGAUUGUAAACAUGAGGUGCUGGGUGGGUAUACCAACUUAUGCUUAUAAUCCUAGCCUUCAAGAAGCUAAGUCAGGAAGAUCAUUUUGGGCUAUGUAUACAGUAAGACAAUGGGGAAAAGGCAAAGGUCAGGACCUGCUUUUUCUCUGUCUUUCAUGGAUGUUUUAAGGGUCUCUCAAGAAGUCCAGUUGCUCUGGUAUAUUCUAAGUUCUUAUUGUCUGUAACACUACUAAAUGAUGCAGAUGACACUUAAGAUACUUGGUUCCUGUAGGUCUGUCUCUGUGUCCCCCUCUGGUAGGGAUGGAGUAUCUCUUCAAGAAAGUAAGUGAACCAGAUUAGGUCAGAUCCUUCUUAAUGGCUUAUCUGAAGUCCUCGCCUGUUGAGCUACGCUACUUAAGUAUCUGUGUUCCUGGCUUAAAGAUAUUGUCUGGCCUUUGGAACUCUUGUAGGAAUUGAUGUGUGGAUCAUAUAUUUAUGUUGCAGAGAGCUGGGGUGUGCUUAGCUGUGUCACGGCUGUCCUGCACUCUGCCCUUAUCCAUGGGAAGGCUCCCGGGCAUUACAUUCCUUGUCCCUGCACAGACCUUUGCUUCCCACUUCCCUUUGGUUUCCACAAGCCCAGGUCUCCUGAGCCAUCAUUCUGUGCAUUCUGCUAGGUUGCUCUUUCCCCAGUAUUGCUGCUGAGAGAAGCACCCUCCCCUAAAGGAUGACUUUCUGACUCCUCUGCUGACUAGUUCCCAGGAAAUCAGCACCUUAAAGGCCAACCAAAAAAGUACUGAACUGCCCAUUGCUCACCUUCCAAUUCUUUCCUUUCCACGGACUCUGCUGCCCCUGUGUAUUCAAAUUGCUGUAAUCCCUCAAAGUCUAUUCUGUGCCACUAGCUUGGCUCUAGGCCUUUAUGAAUACCUGAGUCCUAUGAUGAUGAACUAAAAAGCAGGCAGUGUCCAUCCUCUUGGCUUUUCAGGGACCCAUGUCUGCGCCUUUCCCCUGCCACAAGUCUGUUUGCUGUAGUCAUCUAGUGCGCUGGGGAGAGAUAGCCAGGCAGGCUGCAUAAUCUACAAUGUAGAGGGCUGAGGGAGGUUUGGGCACUCUCUGCUACCACUACUAGGAUGAUAUUCAGACAAGAGGGGACCUCAUACUGUGACCUGACCCAGGACCCUCCCUGGAAGAGAGCUCAGCCGAGCUGUGUUUGAAUGAGUGUGUAUAUGUGUUUGCAUGUGUGUGCUCAUGUGCACUGUGGUGUAAAAUGACUUAUCUGGUUGUGUAACUCAGGGCAGGCUGGGGACUCACCAGAAGAUUCCCUCAGGCCUGCCCAAGACAGGUUUUUUUCCUUGUACCCUCUUCAGAGGGAUCAGAGAGAGGGUCCAGGUGGGUUGAAGGGGUUGCAACAGAUAACCACUAAGGCCACACUGCUGCCAGAGGAGUUGGGGGAAAGGGAGGGAGAUGUGGUUGCCCCAAGGCUCUGGUACCUGGCUUUAGUUUUCUGUCUUCUUUCCUCAGGAUUCCCCUGAGGCCCAGGACCUGUGCCUGGCUUAGAGGACCAUCUGUGGCUGGCUGAUCCAGCUACUGGUGUGAUCAUGGGCUUCCCUCCUCUCUCUCUCAGCAGGGCAGACACUUCUGCCCCAGGGACUGGGCAACUGGCUGUUUCUAUGACGUAUUUAUUUUUACUUGUGUUUCAUGUCACUUUUUUAAAAAAAAAAGCAAACAGAACAAUUGUAAGUCAGUAUAACUGCCUAUCAGUUUUCUUUAUUUCUCUUUUUGUAAAAUAAAAUUUAAACUCAAAA
Molecule: messenger RNA, 14360 nt
Organism: Rattus norvegicus (Norway rat)
Lineage: Eukaryota; Metazoa; Chordata; Mammalia; Rodentia; Muridae
Source: RefSeq, a predicted model, not a curated record